UACCUGUGCCUAGCCGCCGACGUCAACACACGUGGCGUGGCGGGGAUCGGCGCGCUGUGAGCCGCAAGUGUGUGAGUGCGAUUAUAUGGAAUUCAGCGAUUACGCCACCGGCGUACAACGAGCGAGUGCGUCCGCCGAGCGGUAAUAAUAAUAAUUAGUCGCCUCAUUAUUGUUAUUCGAGGCGACGGCGCUCACUGUCACCGACAGAUAAACGCUCCGCGCGACCAGACGCCGUCGUGCCCAAUUCACGCGUCCUCUAUUGUUGCUAUUGUUGCCGGACAAGGAGAGGUCCCCUUUUGUGUCGCGUUGUGCACCGGGUUGCCAGAUCGCAUUGACUGGAUUGUUUGAUACGAAGCUAGCGCUCAAUCAGUUUGUUGGUGGUCGGAACAAAAAUUUGGACUGCUAAGUGUGACACCGUGCAGUGAGUGCAGUGUUACCGGACGGCGUCGCCGGUUGGUUGUUUCAGUGCAGUGCUAGUGCUGUGACGUGCGGUUAUCGGUGGUGGUGUGUCAGUCAGUGGCAGUGUGUGCGUGUUGCGUGUGCGUUGCGUCCGAAGCGGCGCGGGUGCGGGUGCGGGCGCGGACGCGGACGCGGGCGCGCGAGUCACAUCAAUGCCGGUGUGCCGAUGGAUCGGUGAUUGCGGCCUGACUACGUCACAACAGCAGCGUUGGUAAAGUAUGCGCCACACCACCGCCCAGACUGAGCCGACAUCGACACUAAUGACAUUACAAUUGUGACGCGCUGCGGAGCGGUGAUUAAAGCGGCUCUGCCGCUUUAAAUGGACAAACGCAAGAUGCUGCCAAAGAGAGCGCGUAUGGAUAGCAUGCGGGGUCCCAUUGCAAAUGGACCCCUGCAAUCAAGGCCCCUAGUUGCGUUACUAGACGGACGCGACUGCACAGUAGAGAUGCCAAUACUGAAGGACGUGGCGACAGUUGCGUUCUGCGACGCGCAGUCCACCUCAGAAAUACACGAGAAAGUGCUGAACGAGGCGGUCGGCGCGCUCAUGUGGCAUACGAUCAUACUUACCAAGGAGGACCUGGAGAAAUUCAAGACUUUGAGGAUUAUCGUCCGCAUAGGCUCCGGGGUGGACAAUAUUGAUGUCAAAGCCGCCGGGGAAUUAGGCAUAGCUGUAUGUAAUGUGCCGGGUUACGGCGUAGAAGAGGUAGCGGACACGACGAUGUGUCUCAUAUUGAAUUUGUAUCGGCGGACGUACUGGCUCGCAAAUAUGGUGCGAGAAGGGAAAAAAUUCACAGGGCCGGAGCAGGUCCGCGAGGCGGCGGCCGGGUGCGCGCGCAUCCGCGGCGACACGCUCGGCAUCGUGGGGCUCGGCCGCAUCGGCUCGGCCGUCGCACUGCGCGCCAAAGCCUUCGGCUUCAACGUCAUCUUCUAUGACCCCUACCUGCCCGACGGCAUCGAGAAGUCGCUCGGACUCACUAGAGUUUACACCUUGCAGGACCUUCUAUUCCAGAGCGAUUGUGUAUCACUGCACUGCAGCUUAAACGAACACAAUCAUCACCUCAUCAAUGAAUUCACUAUUAAACAAAUGCGCCCAGGCGCGUUCCUGGUGAACACGGCGCGCGGCGGCCUCGUGGACGACGAGGGGCUCGCGGCGGCGCUCAAGCAGGGCCGCAUCCGAGCCGCGGCACUCGACGUGCACGAAAACGAACCCUUCAAUGUAUUCCAGGGCCCGUUAAAGGACGCGCCCAACGUGCUGUGCACGCCGCAUGCCGCCUUCUACUCGGAUGCGUCCGCGCAAGAGCUGCGCGAGAUGGCCGCCUCCGAGAUAAGGCGCGCCAUCGUCGGCCGCAUCCCUGACUGCCUGCGCAACUGCGUCAACAAGGACUACUUCCUACCGGGCGCAGUGGGCGGCGUGGGCGGCGUGGGAUCGGUGGGAUCGGUGGGCGGUGUGGGUGUGGGUGGCGUGGGCGUGGGCGUGGGGUCGACGGGCGUGCUGCCGGCGGCGCCGCUGGCGCAGCCCGCGCCGCCGCCCGCCACCUACAGCAGCGAGGGCAUCAACGGCGGCUACUACGGCGCCGGCGCGCAGGCCGCGCACUCCACCACCGCCGUGCACGAGCCGCCCGCGCUGCCGCCGCAGCCCGCGCCGCCGCCGCCGCAGCAGCCGCCCAUCACGUUGCCAAUGAACACCUCUGACCCGGCGAAUCAUCAGCUGAGUAAGCAGGAGAGCUCCGACGUCCAUUAGGCGACGGCAUUACGCUACGUUACAGUACCGUACAGGUGGAGCGACUAAACAAACAUACAAACAAUAGUUUUAUUGAUUCCAACGCAACUAUGUCAUAAGUACCUAUGUCGUAAGCCAACGAGUGAUAUAUAUGUAUGUGUGCGCCGUUUGCAUUGAGGCGUCAAUGCAAACAGUUUGACUUGUAGCUUCGCGGCCGCCACCACACGUACUGUGGUCCUCUAAGAGCUGUUAGGCUCUGUACGUCUGCUCAGAAUCAGUUUGUUUGACAAUAAAAAAUAUUUACAACUAUCAUCGUCGUGGUUACAAAGAAUACAUUUUUAUAGAUCGAUAAUGAAAAACCGAUUCAGUAGCAUAAAUGAAAAGUAAACGCGAAUAAGCUAACGCUAAACCUUGCUAAUGCAUAAGCUUAAAAACAUUACGUGUGUGUGCUUAUACUAUUAAAAUGUAUUUACGUCCCCAGACAAUCGUUUUAAGGAGUAAUUUUUGUAUGUGAAUAUUUUGUACGAGUGGACACGUCUCAAUGCGAACGGUGCGUUACCGAGAGAUAGCUGAUUGUGUUUGUAAUUGGUAAGUUGGGACAGCUAUUAUAUAAAUACUGUUAUAUGUGAAGUGCGUGCACAAUCGCGGGCCGAUUUGUGAAAGUGGCCACGUGGCGUGACGUCACGUCCGCCCGCGACGGAGCCGAGCGGGAGACGCCGAGGUCCCGGCGGCUGCAGUCAAGCAUUUGAUCGCAUUUUACCGAGCAAACAUCGCCCCCCCCCCGGUCCCCGGUCCCCGGUCCGAGAUCACAGCGCGCAUGCGUACGAACUUAUUUUUAAGUAUCAAACAAUGGACUGUAGUAGAAUUCUAUCAUCACAUUUUUUUUUUAUUAUUGAAUGUACAAAAUCAUGCUUUCUUUGAUUAUAUUUUUUUUUUCUAAAUAGAAUUUAAGUGACGAAUUUGUACAUGAACACCACGAAUAGGCGCGUUACCUUUUAACCACCUGUUUUAAAAUCGUGAGCAUCGGUAUUUAAAAUUAGUAUUUACUUACAGUUUAGUUUAAUGACAAAAACAAUGUGUAUAUUUUAUGAGAAAGUGAAAAAGUUCUUAAAUAAAACUAUUGUUUUCGGAUUAAUUA
This is a messenger RNA of Galleria mellonella (greater wax moth), 3317 nucleotides long. RefSeq names its product C-terminal-binding protein (gene CtBP). Gene Ontology annotation, molecular function: transcription corepressor activity; oxidoreductase activity, acting on the CH-OH group of donors, NAD or NADP as acceptor; NAD binding. Bases 779 to 2200 code for a protein of 473 amino acids. Lineage: Eukaryota; Metazoa; Arthropoda; Insecta; Lepidoptera; Pyralidae. The transcript has 13 exons. The record is from RefSeq and is a predicted model, not a curated record.